Molecule: messenger RNA, 780 nt
Organism: Opisthorchis viverrini
Lineage: Eukaryota; Metazoa; Platyhelminthes; Trematoda; Opisthorchiida; Opisthorchiidae
Exons: 4
Coding region: 1-780 (259 amino acids)
Source: RefSeq, a predicted model, not a curated record
AUGUUGGUUCACGAACUGGCGGUCGAAAUUCUCAAGUUCAGGGUGAUUUACACCUUUGCAGCGGACGCUAGUGAUCGCGGUAUCAGUGCAGUCCGAAAGCAGAAGAAUGGAUUUAUCACAUAUGCCAGUCGUGUUCCGGCUAAUGCGAAACAGACGUACUUAUCCAUUGAGAAAGAAUUUUUAGCGAUCACUUUUGCGCAAGAUAAAUUGGCGCAAUAUCUGCUUGGACAACUAGAACCCCCUGCAACUACAUCGGGGAAGGUUGGAGAUUCGAAUUUGGGCAAAGGCAACGAACACGUGGAAAUAGCAAAGCCAGCAGGGAAAGAAAUGCAAACAGAUCAACAGCCACGUGAUCAAAAACCAAUAAACUCACCCGAGCUACCAAUAUUUCAACAAAUUACCAACUACUUCGGGCGUUCCACGCUCAAAACAGCCCGUCUAUGGGAGACUUUCGCCUGCCGACAAGCCUACACGCGACAACAGCUCUACUUCCUCCAUGAAUGCCUGCGCAAACACAUCUUCCCACGUAGUGUAACCUACCGACCGCCAAUAAACCAUCCACAAGAUUGGGUAAUAGCUAGACAGAAUGGUAGACGAAUGGUCAGACUUAUGAUUACAGACGCUCACAACCGCAUUAGAAAAUACGAGAGAAUAGCCAACGGACAUAGGGAAGCCUGCUUGAGGAAAAUAGGACCAGAUCUCAUGGAGCAACUUAGCAUGGCGGUAGAACGAAGAGUUUCAUCCACUGCUAAAAACAAGAAGGCUCAUCUAGAUAGCUAA